This is a messenger RNA of Ciona intestinalis (vase tunicate), 1645 nucleotides long. Its product is annotated as eukaryotic initiation factor 4A-III. NCBI's taxonomy places the organism in Eukaryota, Metazoa, Chordata, Ascidiacea, Phlebobranchia, Cionidae. Gene Ontology annotation, molecular function: RNA helicase activity; nucleic acid binding; ATP binding. The record is from RefSeq and is a predicted model, not a curated record.
GAGUUUAUAAAGGUUUAUUUGCUUUCGUUAAGCGUUUAUUGGUUCUCUGGUAAUUUUUCUCCAAUUAUAUGUGUAACUUACGUUAAUUUCGAGGUUAUUACAAGUUAGGAUCAUUCAGUUUUAUCAUUGGUCGUAAAAAUAAUAUAAAAUGGCAACAUUUGAGCGAAGUGGUGGUUCUGCCGUUCGCAACGUAAAGAAAGAUAAUGAUAUGUCAAAAGUUACGUUUGAAACUUCAGAAGAGGUUGAUGUCACCGCAACUUUUGAUUCUAUGGGACUGAGGGAAGAUUUACUAAGAGGAAUAUAUGCUUAUGGAUUUGAAAAACCAUCAGCAAUUCAACAAAGAGCAAUCAAGCAAAUCACAAAAGGCAGGGAUGUCAUUGCACAGGCUCAAUCCGGUACUGGUAAAACUGCCACAUUCUCCAUCUCCGUCCUUCAGAUGAUCGACACCCAACUUCGUGAUACUCAAGCUCUGGUGCUUUCCCCAACAAGAGAAUUGGCCCAACAGAUUCAAAAGGUUAUUCUUGCCCUUGGUGAUUACAUGUCAGUACAAUGUCAUGCUUGUAUUGGAGGUACAAACGUAGGAGAGGACAUUCGUAAAUUGGAUUAUGGUCAACAUGUUGUGUCUGGAACACCAGGGCGUGUAUUCGACAUGAUCCGCAGAAGAAGUCUCCGUACUCGUUCCAUCAAGAUGUUAAUUCUCGAUGAAUCCGAUGAAAUGUUGAACAAAGGAUUCAAAGAACAAAUUUACGACGUUUACCGAUAUUUGCCGCCAGCAAUACAGGUUGUAUUAUUGAGUGCUACACUUCCGCACGAAAUCCUUGAGAUGACAAACAAGUUCAUGACUGACCCGAUCAGAAUUCUCGUCAAACGUGAUGAACUGACACUAGAGGGCAUCAAGCAGUUCUUCGUAGCUGUAGACAAGGAGGAAUGGAAGUUCGACACUUUAUGUGAUCUUUAUGAUACUCUUACCAUCACACAAGCUGUCAUAUUCUGCAACACAAAGCGUAAGGUUGACUGGCUGACUGAAAAAAUGCGAGAUGCCAACUUCACUGUAUUGUGUAUGCAUGGUGAUAUGCCACAGAAGGAGAGGACUGAAAUUAUGAAACAAUUCAGAUCAGGAGAAAGUCGUGUAUUGAUCUGCACUGAUGUUUGGGCUCGUGGAUUGGAUGUUCCACAAGUAUCUCUCAUUAUCAACUAUGAUCUACCGAACAACAGAGAACUUUACAUUCAUAGGAUUGGAAGAUCUGGACGUUAUGGCAGAAAGGGUGUGUCUAUCAACUUUGUUAAGAACGAUGAUAUUCGUAUCUUGCGUGAUAUUGAGCAAUAUUACUCCACACAAAUUGAUGAAAUGCCCAUGAAUGUUUCUGACUUGAUCUGAACAAGAUGGUAGAAAACUUGUUCGUCUUCAUGACUUGAAACAAUUUUUAAGCAUGUUGAAUAACCACAACAUACACGCAGUUUCUUUAUGCUGUGUAGAACAUCUGUAUAUUUUAUCCCAGACCAGAGACAUUGCAUUUUUACGUAGUCAGCGCGAAUACAAUUUGUGAAUAUCCAAACGGCCUUUCAGUAGUCAUAAUGUAAAAUGUUUCGUACCAAUUUUAAAAUUUUUUUUGAGAUCUUGAAAAUAAAUGAAACUUCGAUUUUA